AUGAUCUUUUGUGCAGGCAAUGAUGGACCAACAGCAGAAGACAUCUAUAACAUUAACUCUGAUGAGAACUCAGAGAAUGGAAUGCCCAUGACUGAAGAAGAAGAUCAAGAGCUGAUAAUUAUAAGACAGACUCUCUCAAGAGCUGAGUUACUUACAUGGGUUAUUGAUAGAGAAUUUGAACAGAUAUAUCAACAUGUACAGCUGGAACAGAAGAGACAGGCACAAGAGAAUCAUGAAGGGCAGCUACUUCAGCCAUAUUAA
Molecule: messenger RNA, 261 nt
Organism: Coccidioides immitis RS
Lineage: Eukaryota; Fungi; Ascomycota; Eurotiomycetes; Onygenales; Onygenaceae
Exons: 2
Coding region: 1-261 (86 amino acids)
Source: RefSeq, a predicted model, not a curated record